This is a messenger RNA of Penaeus vannamei (Pacific white shrimp), 2390 nucleotides long. RefSeq lists its product as uncharacterized. Lineage: Eukaryota; Metazoa; Arthropoda; Malacostraca; Decapoda; Penaeidae. The record is from RefSeq and is a predicted model, not a curated record.
CUCCCAGCUCUUGAAGAGGACUUACAUACGGGUUGUGUAGUAGUGGUAGUGUUUUAUUUCGAAGGCGUUGGUUCUACGGAUUCUCUUGGAGUGGACCUACAUACGGGUUGUGCAGUGGAGAUCGUGUUUACCUACGGAAAUUUUAUCCUACAUUCUCUUCCUGUGAUUCAGCAUACUGGAUAUGUUGGCACCCCUUACGAUGAGGCUGUGGGUGAUAUUGGCAAGCCUUAGCCUAGUAUGUCUCGCUACGGCCGAUCCCGUGGAUAAUACUGCUCCUGAAGAUCGCUCCAGCACCCCGACCCUCAGGAUCCUCGAACUGAUAAAAGUGUCCCGCGAGACAACCCCGGACGACCAAACACCCAGGGACCACAACGUCAAAAUCGUGCUGGACGAACACGCUCUCAUCGUGGGCGUGACUCUUUGGACGCUCAAUUUCCUCGUGAAUGGAGACAAUGUCUUGAGUUCCCUAGACGCCGUGACGGAGACUGACGGACUGCAGAGGGAGUUCGUAUUCAAGACGGAGCUUCCGGAAGGGAUCACCGCGGUCCUGGUGGCGGCGAAGGGGAAGAGCGGCAACGUGUUAGCGACAGGAACGGUGUACGUGCAGAUUCCUGCAAAUUUAGUCGGCAGCGUGGCUUGGGUAGGGGAGGAAUACCACCCUUCUUCCCUCUCCUCGCUGCGAGUCGACCCUGGUAUCCUGUCGGAGGUGUGGGUUGGCAAUCGAGUGUGCAGGCGAGAGAGGGCCCCCUGCUAUUUCCUGCAGAAGGAAUUGCCUGACGUCGUCUCCCGGUGUCUGACGCUGACUGACACUCUCACCAACGCGCCGGUUGUCUUGUGUGACGAAACUGUGGCUCCUUUUCAAGAGCUGUACCCGACACCGAGCCUCCUCAUCACCGACGACCACCUGCUGGAAGUGAGCAUGAGUCUGCCUCAGGACGUGGCUCUGGGAAGAGAGGUCGUCGCCUACGACCCUAGGGAUCCCAGCGUCGUCUUCUCCCCCGAGGGCUUCCUGUGUGAUCCAUCGGGAGUUGGAGACCGUGGGGAAAGCGAGUGCAGCCAGCGUCUCGUGAUGAGUGAGGCCACGGACGUCCUGUCGGUGCUGGUGGUGUUGGAGUAUCCUGGAGGACGCCUGGAGUCCAAGCUCCUUACGUACGGAGGUCAAGAGCCACGGGCGUCGCAAACGGGCGUGAUCGUGGGUUCUGUGGUGGGCGGGCUGUUGGGCGUGAUCCUUAUCGCGGCUGCCGUCUUCUUUCUGUUGAGGUGGAGGAACAAGAAAGAAGGAAAGGAGGGAUCGUCGACAAGCCAUUCGUCACACUACACCGCCACGCCGACCUCUGACCCCGUGGUGGCUUAGGUCAUGUGGCGAAGCCUUUGCGUCUUGUGUUAAGCUAGAUUUUUUCUUGAUUUUUUUCCAUUUUUGUUUUUUCUUUUUCUUGUGUUUCUCCUUUUUCUUCUCUUUUUUUUCUUUUUCUAUCUCUCCUUUUUUUUCCUUUUUCCCUUUUGAUACCACCGGUACAUUGUUGUCAUAUAAAUUUUUUAUGUGUAUGUCUAUUUAAGAGCGAAAUAUGCAUAAAAAGGAUUUACAUGUGUGUGUGUGUGUGUGUGUGUGUGUGUGUGUGUGUGUGUGUGUGUGUGUGUGUGUGUGUGUGUGUGUGUGUGUGUGUGUGUGCGCGCGCGCGUGUGUGUGUGUGUGCGUGUAUGUGCGUGUGUGUGUGUGUGUAAUCUAUCAUUAGUUUUAUGAAAGUUAGUGUUUCUAUUUGUAUCUAUUAUUAUUGUUUUGCGUCUCAUGUUUCAUAUUAUUUUGCCUCAGUCUAGUAGCUAGAAUAUAUAUAAUGCAAAAUUUAUAUUUCUAGAUAAUAUUAUGUUUAUAGAUAAUAUUAUUUUGUCUCGGUCUGGUACCGAGGAUAUAUAUAUAAUGCAACAUUUAAAUUUCUAAAUGAUACAAGAAUAAUUGCAUUUUGCUGUGGUUCUUCACCUCAAUCAAGGUAGUGGUUGGUUCUGGUAUAGGUCAGUGUAGAUUUUUGCCUUUCCAUGUACAUGAGACAUUCAUAGUCAAGUUAGAGCAGCUAUUUGGUAUUAAUUGCCAUGAACAAUUCAAUAAUGGUUUAUUAUUUUUCUUCUUCAACCGUAAAUAACAUUGUCAGUUAGUAUUACCUUUACUGAUGCUGUGGUUGCUCCUGUUAACGAUCUAUAAAGGUUUUCUUUGUUAAUUCAAAAUCUCGCUUUUGACGAAAUAAAACAAUCGUUGUCACUAUAUAAUUCUGAUUAUUGUUACUAUUACUUUUCCAUUACCACAAUUACUAUAUUACUUCACUAAAAUAUAAAAUCACAACCGAUAUUUAUAUUGAUACCAGACUGAUGACACGAUAAAACUUUAGUCAUUGGCAAAA